CUAUGUAAGAAUAAGAAAUUUUUAUACAAUUAGAACUUUAAAAAAUUGUUGGGAUUGGGCCCAACAUUCAACCUGGGUCAUGCCCAAUAGACCCAAUAACACUUCCACAGGAUGGAGCUCAACGUUUAAUCUGGAUCACUCUCAAUGUUUUCUCAUUUCCAUGGGUUUCCAUCCUUCUGUUCAAAUCAAACCUGCUGGACAAAAAGAUUCAUGUGUGGUUACAAGGAGUAAUUUCAAGAACUUAUACUGGACAUUGACUCAACAAUUGGCACAACAUACAAUCAAUGGUUGCAACUUGAGGCCUGGAGAUCUUCUUGGAACUGGAACCAUCAGUGGGCCUGAGCAAGAUUCUCUUGGAUGUUUGCUAGAAUUAACAUGGAAUGGACAGAAGCCAUUGUCAUUGAAUGGAACAACUCGUAGUUUCUUAGAAGAUGGGGAUGAAGUAACCUUUAUUGGUUGUUGCAAGGGAGAUGGUUACAAUGUUGGCUUUGGGACAUGCACCGGGAAGAUACUUCCAGCCCCUUGAAGAAUAAGUCAUCGCAAUGUGCAAGUAGGUACAACACUCACAAUCGAUGAUGUUUUCCUGUCAAGAGAUGUCACUUGACCAUUUGAAUUGAUUCUCAUGGUUGGACCAGUCUGUUUGUUGUAAAUUAGUUUAUGGUUCUUAGUAGUUAACUGAAGAAUAAUUCAGAACCUUUGUUGCUUAGCAUUUUGUUUCUGGUUUUUGGAUGUUGGAAGUUGUUACUUAGUAAUCUUUCAGUGCAGUUCGUCAAGUCUGUUUGUUGUAUAUCACUUAAUGUUUAUCAGCCGGACCAAUAAAAAAUCGGUGGAAAU
Messenger RNA from Rubroshorea leprosula, 834 nucleotides. The record is from the annotation of a GenBank genome assembly. Lineage: Eukaryota; Viridiplantae; Streptophyta; Magnoliopsida; Malvales; Dipterocarpaceae.